UCGAGGAUCAUGAUGUCAUUUCACUGCCAGAUCUAUAAAGUAUCCCGUCCAAUUCCAACUCGCUGACCCCCACCAUACCGUCAAUAUGUCUUCCCCACAUCACGAUGAGAAAUCACCCAAAGAUGAUGCACCCCGGUCUCCUUCCAAGGUAGCCAGAGUCAACACUGCACCCCAGCAAGCUUCCACUUCACCUGGUGAUGGCGGACGUAUUCCCGCGGACCAGAUUCGUCUCCCAUCCGAGGUUGACCGCAAUGAUCCCAACAUCAACGUAGUUGAGCUUCCAGCGGAGAAAAAGCAGCCGCUUUCCUUCAAAGAACAAGUGUUUGGUUAUUCCCAGGUCAUCCGCGGAACAACUCUUGGUAAACCAGACGUCAAGGAGCACGGGGAGCAAGUCCUGCGAGGUGAAGAAAGCCUGCCGAAACGCCGAGGUUCGACUUCGGACUGAUAAUACCCUCGUCGUGUUCAUAUGUCAAUGAACUUGGCCUUUACUCACGCUCCAUUCCUGUUACUUGUACUUUUUACUCCGUUCCUAUCACUCGUAUUCCUAGUCACUCGUCACCUAUGUACAGUAGGACUUUCAGGGGAACAUAAAUUACGUAUUGAGUCCAUCAAAUUGCCAUCUUCGCAAUUGCCGAACUUCCUUCGUCCAUACAAAGUUCAAUUGUGGCGCU
Suillus paluster is the source of this 671-nucleotide messenger RNA. RefSeq lists its product as uncharacterized. Bases 86 to 445 code for a protein of 119 amino acids. The record is from RefSeq and is a predicted model, not a curated record. NCBI's taxonomy places the organism in Eukaryota, Fungi, Basidiomycota, Agaricomycetes, Boletales, Suillaceae. The transcript is spliced from 5 exons.